AUGCCUCCCCACCGCAAGCCCCGCCGUUUCCUCCCCACCGCCGCCUUCUACGACAAAGCGGGCGCGAUCGGCUCCCCGCUGCCCUCGCCGACCGGCUCGAGCUUCGGCGACGACGCGUACACGCUCACCGGCUACGGCGAGCUCUCGUCCGAGAGUGCGUUCAUGCUCCCGCCCUCGCCGACGCAGACGAUCAAAUACCGCUACCGCGCAUACCGCCCGAAGCUCGCGCGCCUCCGCAAGCAGCGCUCGAGCGCGAGCAAGAGCUCGCUCAAGACCAAGUCGAGCGCGUACCACCCCUCCGUACGUCCCCCUUUUCUGUUCUUCUCCCGAGCCGCUGUGGCUAGAGGAAGACGUGCCACUCACGAUCGGGAGCAGGACUAUGCGUCGAUCUUGAACGCGUACCUGUCGGGUACCCCUGGGCAGUCGCCGAAGCGCGACUUCCGCGCGCUCCUGCAGAAGUGCCGCGAAACCGCGGCGGAGGCGCGCCAGGGCGAGCGCGGCGGCGACGCGUAUGUCACGCCGUCCAGGAAGGCCUACACCGACAACCGGUCGGGGCUCGGCGGCAUGUCGACGCGACGGGCAGUCGCUGGCUCCCCGCUCGCUAACCGGUGA
Trametes versicolor FP-101664 SS1 is the source of this 612-nucleotide messenger RNA. RefSeq lists its product as uncharacterized. The transcript has 2 exons. The record is from RefSeq and is a predicted model, not a curated record. NCBI's taxonomy places the organism in Eukaryota, Fungi, Basidiomycota, Agaricomycetes, Polyporales, Polyporaceae. Bases 1 to 612 code for a protein of 203 amino acids.